ACAAUACACAUUCUGUUGUCAUGGUGGUCAACAAAGAUGUAGAGGAAGAGGGACAAACAGGAAAUAGUGAAAAACAACCCCCCAAAAACCUCAGGUAACAACACUUAACGCUGACCCUACCCUAAAGGAACCAGACGGGUUAAAUAUGGCUGCAGACAACGAUCAGCUCGAGUCAGAGGUGUUUGAGAUAACCGACUUCACCACCGCGUCCGAAUGGGAACGGUUUGUGUCCAGGGUGGAGGAGGUGCUGACUGGCUGGAAGCUGACUGCAGAAAAGGCUAAAUCCACCACCAGGGGCACUUGGGAGGAGGAGUCUGAGGAAAUUCACUUUGCUGACUUCAGAUUCCACAUCACACACUGCUUUCUGAAACAAGAAAGCGAGGAAGACGAUUUAACCGACAGGAAUGAAGAAGAUAUUCUGCCUUCAGCCAUGCAAGAUCUUCUGUGUAUGCAGAAUGAUUUUCCUCCUAGAGCGCACUGCCUGGUCAGAUGGUAUGGCAUACAGGAGUUUGUGGUCAUCACCCCUGGGACGAACAGCGAAGCAGUCAUCAGUGAGUCCAAAUGCAACCUGCUGCUCAGCUCUGUCUCCAUUUCUCUGGCUAACAGUGGAUGUCAGAUCCCCAUGUUUGUCCAGAUCCAGCAGAAGUGGAGAAGGAUCUACGCUGGAGAAUGCCAUGGUCCAGGUGUACGAACCAGUUUUGAAAUGGUUCAACUCCGCAAGGUGCCAAGCCAGUACAAUCAUUUGUCUGGCCUUCUUGACAUCUUCAAGUCAAAGAUCGGUUGUAAUUUGCUCCCUCUGCCUCCUGUUGACAUCGCCAUUCGUUUUACCUACAUCCUCCAAGACUGGCAGCAGCCCAUCUGGCCGCAGCAGCCACCAGACUUUGAUACUCUCCUCGGAGGUGAGGUAGGAGGAGUGGAGUUUGGAAACCUGCCAUUUGGAGCCUGCGAAGAGCCAAUCAGUGAGCUUCAUCUGGCAGCCACCUGGCUCCACCUCACAGAGGGGAUAGUUGUAGAUAAUGAUGUCUACAGUGACCUUGACCCGCUUCAAGCUCCUCACUGGUCUGUUCGUGUCAGGACUUCUGAAAACCCACAGUGCCUGCUGGGUGACUUUGUGACAGAAUUCUUUAAACUUUGCUGCAGGAAGGAAUCUGUAGAAGAUAUUUUAGGACGAGGAUACGCCGAAGAAGAAGGAAAAGUUCUAAAAGAUCUACCGACCGCAAAAACAGCGGAGUGCUCGCCGGCCACACCGGUGAUCGGUGCGUCACCAGAGGACAAGGUGAUGCGUCCCGCUCCACAGCAGCGAAACGCAUCAGAAGCUGCUGACAUCAGCUCAGCUUUAUCCAAGCUAACCGAGCCGGUGGCUGCAGUGCCUCUUCCAAAACUGUCCGUCUCCAGUAUGGUUCAUAGCGCCCGGAAACACAUUCACCGGCACCGGCACAUCGAUGAGUCUCCUCUUCACAUCGAUAUCCUCAAGUCAAUCCUCCUGUAUCUCUUCCCAGACGCUGCUGUGGAGAAGUCAUCAGACAGUCAAAGUAAGAUGCCAACAAAUUCCUCAAAGACAUCGGAGGAGAAACUCUGCGAUAAUCUGGUUCUCCAGCUAAAGUCUGCCCCCACAGACAGUCUGACCUACCGCCUGGCCCUAGGUCUCUGUAUGGUCAACUACAGCUAUGGUGGCCUGCCAGCUGUUGCUCACCUGUGGCAGGAGUUUGUCCUGGAGUUGCGUUACCGCUGGGAGAACAACUACCUGAUCUACGGGUUGGCUGGUGGACCCCCUGAUCUUCGCUGCUGUCUUCUACAUCAGAAGUUGCAGAUGCUGAACUGCUGUAUUGAGAGGAGGAGGAGAAGAGAUGAGGCUCCCAGUGGAAUGGGGGGUAGCCGACAGAGAGAGCACAAGGCAUCCUGUGGACAAGGACCUUCAUCAGCAGCUGCAACCAGCUCAAAUCAGGCAAAGUCUUGGGACUCGUGGAGUGACAGUGAGGACGAGUUUUUUGAGUGUCUCAGUGACCAGGAGGACACCGAGUCUUUGCGUUCUGAGAGAGGACCUGAUAGCGGUAAAGGCAAAGCUGAAGGCCGGCUGCACCCCUACAACGACCUUACCCUUUUGAACUCCAUGGAGCCGCUCUACGUUCCUGUCACCCAGGAACCUGCUCCCAUGACAGAGGAUCAGUUGGAGGAGCAGUCAGAAGUUCUGGCCAAACUGGGGACAUCAGCUGAAGGUUCUCAUCUACGUGCUCGAAUGCAGAGUGCAUGUCUGGUCUCUGACAUGGAGUCCUUUAAGGCAGCUAACCCGGGCUGUGUUCUGGAAGACUUUGUGCGCUGGUACUCUCCCAGGGACUACGAAGAGAAAUAUGAAGUGGAUGAAAAGGGCAACAAAGUCCUGACUGGAGAGCUUAGCGCCAGAAUGAAAAUUCCCGGUAAUAUGUGGGCUGAGGCCUGGGAGAUCUCCAGGGUUACACCUGCACGCCGUCAGAGGAGACUGUUUGAUGACACCAAGGAAGCAGAAAAGAUUUUGCACUAUUUGACAAUGCAGAAACCUGGAGAUCUUGCUCGUCACCUACUUCCUUGUUUGCUCCAUGCUGCCCUUCUGAAGCUACAGCAGGAGGAGUCGGUGGAGAAGAUCCCAUCAGUUGAAAAAAAUAUUCAGCAAGCAAUAACUCAAGCCAACUUGCUGCUGCACUCAGGCAGCUACGACUACAAGAAGUUGGAGGAUUUUAUUAACCAGCUGGUGGUGAUGGAGACCGUCAUCACCAGAGCAAGGUCGCUCAAGGACAAGUUUGCUGUUGAUAAAGGGGAACCUGGAGAAGCCACAGAAGAGCUGAAGAAGUUUGUGAGCUCCCUGCUGGAGGAACCAGAGGUGGUGGUGACGGGAGCUGGUCAGGGUCUUACUGGCAGGAUUAUCCACAGGCUGUUUUUAAAUGCUCAGCGGGCAGCCCUCUUGGUACCAGGCGAUGAUGAUCUGGAGCCUGAAAGAAAGAAAGCUGGUGAAAGCGGGAAAACAUCAGAUUUCCCUUCUCCGGCAGGCCGGGAGAUCAUUCUGCGAACGUAUGUUCCUCGACCAGCUCCAUACUCCAAAGCUCUGCCUCAGAGGCUCUUCUGUGUGCUGAUGAAGGAGGAGUUCAGACUGGCCGGGGCCUUCUCCUCAGACACGUCUUUCUUUUAACACUUUUAUUGGUAAAUGGUGAUUUACACAUCAGACUGAAGGCUGAUGCAAAACAGCUUAAAAUUUAGAAAAACAUUCUUUUUUAUUGGGGGUCAUUUCCCUUCUGUACCUUUCAACAAAACCUUCCAUCAGAAGAGAUGUGCGUGACUGUAUCCUAAACACAGAAAGGCCCAGCAGGUGUGAACAGCCUGUGGAGCCCAGGUUCACCUCAGACUGCUGUCAGAAAUAAGUUUGCUGGCUCAGCAUACCUCUAGAGGAGGAGGUAUUUGAUUUUAAGUGUGAUUCUCCGUUUCAUGGUUAAGACAUCAAGUGAUGUUAUGUGAAACCAUUUCACCAAAAUGUAAGUCCAGUAAUGCUACAGGUCUGAAAAAUAAAUAAAUAAAUCGAAUGAA
Messenger RNA from Nothobranchius furzeri (turquoise killifish), 3552 nucleotides. It is a transcript of the gene rab3gap1, whose product is annotated as RAB3 GTPase activating protein subunit 1. Gene Ontology annotation, biological process: positive regulation of GTPase activity. Lineage: Eukaryota; Metazoa; Chordata; Actinopteri; Cyprinodontiformes; Nothobranchiidae. Gene Ontology annotation, molecular function: GTPase activator activity. The record is from RefSeq and is a predicted model, not a curated record.